AUGUCAGGCUGGCGAGACGAGUUUCUGAAGGGCAUCCGCGAUGCCGAGCGACAGCAGAACCCCGCCAGCCGCGAGAUUAUCGACGCCUGUUCCCAUCUCGUGGACCGUGUAUCCUCCCUCGAGGCAGAAAAGGCAGCCCUCCAGGCGCUCUCAGAGACGUCUCCAUUAGGCAGCAAGGGCACUGCUGGGUCCCCAACGCCUGAUGUCCAUACUGCUAGCGAUGCCCGGCUUCGGUUUGAUCUAGCAGAGGCUCUUCGUGGGAAAGGCCAGUUCCAGAAUCGCCUACAGGCCGCCGAGGAAGAACUAGUGCGGUUACGGACCAGGACCGCUGCCGACGCAAAGAUGAUUCGGGAUCUAACUGCCGAGCGUCGGACGCUGACCAUCAAGCUUCGAGACCGGGAAGAAGAACUGCGAGUCAAGAACAAACUGGUAGCAGACGUGCAGGACGAGCUAGCUGUGUUGAACAUGCAGCUCGACAUGGAGGAGAAGCGGCGCCGAGACAAGGAGGUCGAGAACAAGCAGCUCGUCGAGCGCUACAUACAACGAGUCAGCCAAGAGGCUGAUGCCAUGAAUAGAGCCAACGAGCCCUACUCGAGAAACGGUAGGGCCUAG
This is a messenger RNA of Lasiosphaeria miniovina, 612 nucleotides long. RefSeq names its product autophagy-related protein 16. The transcript has 2 exons. The record is from RefSeq and is a predicted model, not a curated record. The coding region runs from base 1 to 612 and encodes 203 amino acids. Lineage: Eukaryota; Fungi; Ascomycota; Sordariomycetes; Sordariales; Lasiosphaeriaceae.